UCAGCCAAGAGAGCCACAGACAGGAAACUACAACGAGGACGGCAUUGGAACUUGCAUCAUGUUGGGCAGGAGCAAGAAACCUACUGCCGUGCACCAUGAACCCAAGGCAGUGGAAUCCCAACCCAAGUCGCAGGACCGAUUUAGGUAGCUGGGUAAGAGAAUAGUGACUCAUUGGUAAAAAAAAUAGACCCCACCUAUGAAAUAGAUCAGUGAGAUUGUUAAACUUUCUUUUGGCCAUGACCACAAUGCCCCUGAUAGGCUGCAAUGAUAAAAUAAAGGCUAUAGCCAGGCAGACUAUAUGGACAUGUGACUGUGGGUACAAGUGGUUUGUGUCAGUGGGUAUAGUUUAAUAGUUUCUGCGCCCUUAGCUGGACUCAGAUUACGCACUGCUAUUAAAUCAUGCUGGGAGGGACUUCACAUGGAAAGGGAAUGAAUUAAUGUAGCGCGCUAUCCUGGUGACGCAACGGAGAAACACAACUCAAGAUUUGCGGAAGAGUUCAAAAACGGCACCUGCACUGGGAAUUUGCGCUCCCCCAAUACAUACUUCUGACUUUUUAAUAUCAGUCAAGAGAGCCACAGGCAGGAAAGUACAACGAGGACGGCAUUGGAACUUGCAUCAUGUUGGGCAGGAGCAAGAAACCUCCUACUGCCGUGCACCAUGAACCCAAGGCAAUGGAAUCCCAACCCAAGGCGCAGGACCCACUUAGGAAACUGGGGGUGCUGGAUGAUGAGGAUGUCCGUGCGAUGAUGCACGGUUCCAACAUGGUGAAGGUACGCUCCCAGAAGUGGCAGAAGAGCCGCAGACUGCGUCUGCUGGAGGACGGGGUCACCGUGUGGUGUGAGUCCACCAAGAGCUCCCGCAAGGCCAAGGCACAACAGACCUUCUCGGUCACAGAGGUGGAGUGUGUGCGUGAGGGCUGCCAGUCUGAGGCUCUGCGGAGACUAUCCGGGUCGGUACCAGAGAAUCAGUGCUUCACGGUGGUGUUCAGAGGAGCCAGGAAGAGUUUGGACCUCCUCUGCCCCUGUGAGGAGGAGGCGAGGCACUGGGUCCGAGGGAUACGCACGCUGAAGGAGCGUGUGGCCAACAUGACCCAGAAGGAGAAACUGGACCACUGGAUCCGUGGCUACCUGAGACGGGCUGAUGAGAACGACGAUGGGAAGAUGAGUUACGACGAGGUCAAACGCUUGCUGCAGAUGAUCAACAUAGACCUGAAUGAACAGUACGCGCGCUCGCUAUUCAAGAAAGCUGACCGGUCGUGCGACGGCCGUCUGGACCACGUAGAGAUCGAGGAGUUCUGCAGGGAGCUGAUGAGGCGUCCGGAGCUGGACGCGGUGUUCAGACACUACUCUGGUAACGGCUGUGUUCUGUCCACCGCUGAGCUGAGAGACUUCCUGGGAGACCAGGGGGAGGACGCGUCACUGAUCCACGCUCAGAGCCUCAUCCGCACCUACGAGCUCAACGACUGGGCCCAGAACAACCAGUUCAUGACCCAGAAUGGUUUCACCAUGUACAUGCUGUCCCAGGAGAACGAUGUGUUUAACCCCGACCACGCCAGGGUGCACCAGGACAUGACCAGACCUCUGGCCCACUACUUCAUCUCAUCCUCACACAACACCUACCUCACCAAGGACCAGGUCACCAGCGCCAGCAGCGCUGAGCCAUACAUCAGAGCUCUGAACCAGGGCUGUCGCUGUGUGGAGCUGGAUUGUUGGGACGGGGACAAAGGAGAGCCUGUCAUCUACCAUGGACACACCCUUACUUCUAAGGUGCCCUUCAAAGAGGUAAUCGAGACCAUCGCCCAGUAUGCCUUCAAGGCCUCCCCGUACCCCCUGAUCCUGUCCCUUGAGAACCACUGUACGGUGGAGCAGCAGACGGUCAUGGCCAGACACCUGCGCACCAUCCUGGGCAAGAGGCUGCUCACCAAGCCCCUCAACGACCAGACUCUGAAGGACCUGCCCUCUCCUGAGGAGCUUAGGGGUCGUAUCCUGGUGAAGGGGAAGAAGGAUGUUCAUCACCUGAACCAGCUGGGGAAGACCAGCAGCUUUGAUACCAGCUCGGACGACGAGGCAUCAAGCAACAACAAAAAGGACAAAAAGGACCCUGCCAAGGCGGUCUCAUCUAAGCUGAGCCCAGAGCUGUCUGAACUGGUGGUGUACUGUCGAAGUGUCCCCUUCCGCGGGUUCCAACACUCUGCCCAGAAACCACCCGAUGAGAUGUCAUCCUUCAAUGAGAAUGACGCCCUCAAACACAUCAAGGACACAGGAAAGCUGUUUGUCAGACAUAACAGCAGGCAGCUGAGCCGGAUCUACCCCUCCGGGCAGCGCCUCCAAUCCUCCAACUACGACCCCCAGGAUAUGUGGAACGGCGGCUGCUCGAUGGUGGCUCUGAAUUUCCAGACUCCAGGGGAGCAGAUGGAUCUGAACCAGGGCCGUUUCCUGCCUAACGGCCGCUGUGGAUACAUCCUCAAGCCCAGCUUCCUGUGCAGCCCCACCUCCAACUUCAACCCAGAGAUCACUGGUGGCGGGCCAGGACACAUCCCCACACAACUCACCAUACGGAUAAUAUCAGCACAGCAGCUCCCUAAGAUCAACACAGACAAGCCCAACUCCAUUGUGGACCCACAGGUGUUGGUGGAAAUUCACGGGGUGGCCAUUGAUAAAUCCCGAGACAAAACCCACCGAAUCGACAACAAUGGUUUUAACCCACGCUGGGACAGCACUUUGAGCUUCCAGCUGCAGGUCCCUGAGCUGGCCCUGGUACGCUUUGUAGUGGAAGACCAUGACCACAAAGCCAAGAACGACUUUGUGGGCCAGUACACCUUGCCCUUCACCAGCCUCCGUACAGGUUACCGCCAUGUCCACUUGCUGAAGGCAGAUGGCUCCAGCCUCUCUCCUUCCACCCUUUUCAUCCAUGUCAAGGUGUCCCGUAAGGGGGUCCCCAUCAAGACUGUGUCUGAGCGCAUGCUCUUGGCUAAGAGCGAGGGCAAAGCAUGACCCCUAUCUACCUGAACUAGUGCCACACUUUUCUGAUAAGCCCCAUGCUUAUCUCAUCUUGGGGAGGGGGGGG
Messenger RNA from Oncorhynchus mykiss (rainbow trout), 3067 nucleotides. Its product is annotated as 1-phosphatidylinositol 4,5-bisphosphate phosphodiesterase delta-3-A. The record is from RefSeq and is a predicted model, not a curated record. Lineage: Eukaryota; Metazoa; Chordata; Actinopteri; Salmoniformes; Salmonidae. Gene Ontology annotation, biological process: intracellular signal transduction; lipid metabolic process. Gene Ontology annotation, cellular component: plasma membrane. Gene Ontology annotation, molecular function: phosphatidylinositol-4,5-bisphosphate phospholipase C activity; calcium ion binding.